AUGGUAGAACCUGUAGAUGGUCCUACUACACAGAACAGACAAGAUCUUGAUGUCUAUAUGGCAUGGAAGAAAAAGGACUCCAUUGCAAAGGACAUAUUAAUUAGUUCAAUGGUUGAUAACCUAGCUUUUGAGUAUAAGUCGUAUCUUUUGACUUAUGAAGUCUGGGCCCUUAAGGAUAAAUAUAAUGGAGUAAGUAUGAUCUCUUCCGCUUCCUCCUCUUUCUCCCUCUCCUCCGCCUCCCCCUUCUCCUUCGCUCCCACCGCCGCUGGCGCCGCCUCAUCUUCCGCCACUGGUUUCUCCCUAGGCGCUUCUUCCUCCGCCGGUUCCUCCCCAUCUCUCUUCGGCCUCUCAACCUUUGGCUCCUCAUCGGCCGCAUCCUCAGCCUUUUCUACCUCCAGUCUUUUCUCGACGUCUGCUCCAUCUUCCGCCGCUUCUACCUUCAGUCUUUUCCCGCCAUCUGCUCCAUCCUCCGCCUCUACUACCUCUAGUCUUUUCUCGCCAUCUGCUCCAUCCUCCGCCUCUACUACCCCCGGUCUCUUUUCCUCGCAGGCGGUCUCUUCUCCCAAACCCAUCCCUUUUCCCUCAGCAUCCGCCGCACCUUCCGCUUCCUCAAGCCCUAAUUUUGGUUUUGGAUUGGGGGCUUCGACUCCCAACUUCGGCUUCGGUUCGUCUUCCACUGCUGCCUCUCCGUUGUUUGGUACUUCCGCUUCCCCUCCGGCGCCGGCGCCGGCCUUGUCCUCGGCUCAGACACUGUUUGCUUCGUCAGCUAGUGCCGCACCUUCGGUGCCUUCGUUUGCUACGUCCUCAUCUCCCCCCGCCUUUUCUGUGCCGACGACGUCUGCUCCAGCUCCAUCCUUCGUAUCCCCGUUUCCUGCCUCCUCCUCUGCGUCCCCUCUAUUCUCUUCUUCUGCUACCGCUACCUCCUCUCCUGCCAUCACCAGCAUUUCGACCUCUCCUUUCUCCUUUGGAAGUGGCAGUUCCUUUGCUCCGAGUUCGUUCGAUGCCGUGUCGUCUGGUAGUACUACUUCGUCCUCACCUGUUACUACCACGUCCACCUUGGCAACUGGCUUUUCUUUUGCGACUCCGACAUCUGCUGUGUCCCAACCUUCCUUUGGGUUUACCAAUGCUGCUACAUCAACUCCCUCCAGUGCAUCUAUGUUCUCCGCUCCUACUGCUGCAAAGCCUUCAACUCUGUCAUUUGGAUUUGGGGUUAUCUAA
Messenger RNA from Zingiber officinale, 1218 nucleotides. RefSeq names its product nuclear pore complex protein NUP62-like. The coding region runs from base 1 to 1218 and encodes 405 amino acids. The transcript has 3 exons. The record is from RefSeq and is a predicted model, not a curated record. NCBI's taxonomy places the organism in Eukaryota, Viridiplantae, Streptophyta, Magnoliopsida, Zingiberales, Zingiberaceae.